GAGCGCAUGGGCCGCGCCGCGCCGCUCCCGGAGCCGGGCCGGGGCGCCGCCGCCGCCGCCGCCGCCGCCGUCGCGGGACAGAUUGAUUCACUUUGGAGCUGUAAGUACUGAUGUAUUAGGGUGCAGCGCUCAUUGUUCAUUGACGCACAGAGUCCCAAAAUGAAUAUCCAAGAGCAGGGUUUCCCUUUGGACCUCGGAGCAAGUUUCACCGAAGAUGCCCCGCGCCCCCCAGUGCCUGGUGAGGAGGGUGAACUGGUGUCCACAGACCCCAGGCCCGUCAGCCACAGCUUCUGCUCCGGGAAAGGUGCCGGGGUCAAAGGUGAGACUUCAGCAGCCACUCCGAGGCGCUCCGACCUGGACCUGGGGUACGAGCCUGAGGGCAGCGCCUCCCCCACCCCGCCAUACUUGAAGUGGGCUGAGUCGCUGCACUCCCUGCUGGACGAUCAGGACGGGAUAAACCUGUUUAGGACUUUCCUGAAGCAGGAGGACUGUGCUGACCUGCUGGACUUCUGGUUUGCCUGCAGCGGCUUCAGGAAGCUGGAGCCCUGUGACUCGAACGAGGAGAAGAGGCUGAAGCUGGCCAAGGCCAUCUACCGCAAGUACAUCCUCGAUAACAACGGCAUCGUGUCCCGCCAGACCAAGCCGGCCACCAAGAGCUUCAUAAAGGACUGCAUCGUCAAGCAGCUCAUCGAUCCGGCCAUGUUUGACCAGGCGCAGACGGAGAUCCAGUCCACCAUGGAGGAGAACACCUACCCCUCUUUCCUCAAGUCUGAUAUUUAUUUGGAAUACACGAGGACAGGCUCGGAGAGCCCGAAGCUCUGUAGCGACCAGAGCUCUGGGUCAGGGACGGGGAAGGGCAUACCCGGCUACCUGCCCACUCUGAAUGAAGAUGAGGAAUGGAAGUGUGACCAAGAGCAGGACGAAGAUGGUGGCAGAGACCCUGCUCCCCCCGGCAGGCUCACACAGAAGCUGCUUCUGGAGACAGCCGCCCCGCGGGCCUCCUCAAGUAGACGGUACAGCGAAGGCAGAGAAUUCAGGUGUGGGUCCUGGCGGGAGCCUGUGCAUCCCUACUACGUCAGCUCCGGCUACGCCCUCGCCCCGGCCACCAGCGCCAAUGACAGCGAGCAGCAGAGCCUGUCCAGUGACGCCGACAGCCUGUCCCUCACCGACAGCAGCGUGGAUGGAAUCCCACCGUACAGGAUCCGCAAGCAGCACCGCCGGGAGAUGCAGGAGAGCGUCCAGGUCAACGGGCGGGUGCCUCUACCUCACAUUCCUCGCACUUACCGAAUGCCAAAGGAAAUCCGUGUGGAGCCCCAGAAGUUCGCCGCGGAGCUCAUCCACCGCCUGGAGGCCAUCCAGCGGACGCGGGAGGCCGAGGAGAAGCUGGAGGAGCGGCUGAAACGCGUCCGGAUGGAGGAAGAAGGAGAGGAUGGUGAUGUGCCCUCAGGCCCCCUGGGGGCCAUUCAUAAGCUGCCUUUGGCCCCCACCUGGCACCACUUUCCCCCCCGCUAUGCAGACGUGUCCUGCGUGGGACUGCGGGACGCGCACGAGGAGAACCCCGAAAGCAUCCUGGAUGAGCACGUGCAGCGGGUCAUGAGAACGCCUGGCUGUCAGUCACCAGGGCCCGGCCAUCGUUCCCCUGACAAUGCCCAUGUGCCCAAGAUCGUGGGGGUGCUGGGGGGUGUGCCCUCUGGGCACGGUAAGCACGCACCCAAGUCAGGGGCGAAGCUGGACACGGCUGGCCCGCACCUUCACAGGCACAGCCACCACCACAGUCACCACAGUGCCGCCAGGCCCAAGGAGCAGGCCGACGUGGAGGCUGCCCGCCGGGUCCAGGGCAGCUUUGCAUGGGGCCCGGAGCUGCACGGCCACACAGCCAAGCCCCGUAGCCACUCGGAGAGCGUGGGUGCUGCCCCCAAUGCCAGCGACAGCCUGGCCUACAGCGGGAAGGCCGGCACUGCCUCCAGGAGGAAUGCCAAGAAGGCCGAGUCAGGGAAGAACGCCGGCACUGAGGUGCCCGGCCCGUCGGAGGACACAGACAAGAAUCAGAAGAUCAUGCAGUGGAUCAUUGAGGGGGAGAAGGAGAUCAGCAGGCACCGCAAGGCGGGCCACGGGUCCUCUGGUGCCAAGAAGCAGCAGGUGCAUGAGAGCUCCAGGCCCCUGUCUGUCGAGCGUCCCGGGGCUGUGCAUCCCUGGGUCAGCGCUCAGCUCCGGAACUCCGUCCAGCCGUCUCACCUAUUCAUUCAAGACCCCACCAUGCCACCCAACCCGGCCCCCAACCCUCUGACCCAGCUGGAGGAGGCCCGCAGGCGUCUGGAGGAGGAAGAGAAGAGAGCCAGCAAGUUACCUUCCAAGCAGAGGUAUGUACAGGAGGUCAUCCAGCGGGGGCGCUCCUGCGUCAGGCCAACGUGCACACCUGUGCUGAGCGUGGUGCCAGCCGUGUCGGACUUGGAGCUCUCCGAGACAGAGACAAAGUCACAGAGGAAGGCGGGCAGUGGGAGCACGCAGCCGUGUGACAGCAUCGUGGUGGCCUACUACUUCUGUGGGGAGCCCAUCCCCUACCGGACGCUGGUGCGGGGCCGAGCAGUCACCCUCGGCCAGUUCAAGGAGCUGCUGACCAAGAAGGGCAACUACAGAUACUACUUCAAGAAAGUGAGCGACGAGUUUGACUGCGGCGUGGUGUUCGAGGAGGUUCGCGAGGACGAGGCGGUGCUGCCCGUCUUCGAGGAGAAGAUCAUCGGCAAAGUGGAGAAGGUGGACUGAGCGCCGGCCUGGCGUCCGCGCCGCCUCGGGCCCGGGCAGGGACGCAGCGUCCGAGCAGGGCAGGCGCCCGGCGGGCUGGAGGCCCGUCCUGGGGGCCCACGGGCCUCCGCCCCUCCACGGUGGUCCUGCGGGCGUGGCCGGGCCCUGCUGCUGCUGUUGCUGCUGGCGGACCAUCCCGCUGUGCCCGGCGCUCUUCGCCCCGCGUCACCGCGCAGGCUCCGCCGCUCGUCCCGGGACUCGCCCGCCACCACCUACCCCAGGCAGGCCUAGCCAGGCCUGGGGUGGGUGCCAGGGCCCCGGGCCUCUAUAAAUUGUACAUGUCACCGAGUGCCUUCAACACAGCUUGUCUCUUGCCUGCCACUGUGUGGAUCCGGCGAUGGAGCCCCGUCGCGCUCGCCCACCCCUCCCGGGCGCGGGCUCAGCGGGUCCGGGCCCCUCCCUCUUAGGGCCCCUGUAAAUAUGUACAUUUCUCAGGCCAGGGCCAGUGGGGGGCUGUCCCAGCCCGUUUUUCAUGCGCUGACUUGUACAAUUAUCUUUUCAAAGGUACUUGGAUAAUAAUGAAAUAAAAUCAUUUUUGAACCUUC
This is a messenger RNA of Nyctereutes procyonoides (raccoon dog), 3347 nucleotides long. RefSeq names its product axin 1 (gene AXIN1). NCBI's taxonomy places the organism in Eukaryota, Metazoa, Chordata, Mammalia, Carnivora, Canidae. Gene Ontology annotation, biological process: negative regulation of canonical Wnt signaling pathway. The record is from RefSeq and is a predicted model, not a curated record. The coding region runs from base 160 to 2763 and encodes 867 amino acids. The transcript has 11 exons.